AUGGGAAAUAAAAGGAGUUGGUUUUCCGCCAUAAGGAGGGUUUUCGCGCUGCAUUCCAAGGACAAGGCAGCCAAUUGUUCAGAGAAGAAAAACACAAAUGAAAAGUAUAAGGGGCUUGGGAAACUAAAGCAUGGAGAGACCAAUUCGUUCAUUCCGCUGUUCAGAGAACCAAGCAGCAUUGAGAAAAUUUUUGGGGAUUUUGAAAGGGAGCAACAAAGAGAAACUUUUAGGCCUCCUACACCUGAUGAGCAACCAAGGACCCCGCCUUUUGUGCCUCCUAGAGUUUCUUCUCCGAGGCUUGCCUCACCAAGGGCUCCUUCUCCACGGGCUCCUUCCCCAAGAGCUCCUUCCCCAAGAGUGCCUCCUCCAAGAGCUCCUCCUCCAAGAGAUCCAUCUCCUAGCAUCAUUCAUCAACAUAAGGAGAUUAGCUACAGACAUGAACCAACUAUAAGGAACCACCAUGCCUCAGCUACUAAAAUUCAGGCAGCCUAUAGAGGUUAUACGGCAAGAAGAAGCUUUAGAGCUCUAAAAGGUCUAGUGAGGCUUCAAGGAGUAGUAAGAGGCCAGAACGUGAAGCGUCAGACGAUGAAUGCCAUGAAAUACAUGCAACUCUUGGUACGGGUUCAGUCUCAAACUCAGUCACGUAGGAUUCAGAUGUUAGAAAACCAAGCAAGACAUCAAGUUCAAUACAAGAAUGACAGAGAAAUGGAAAGCACCUUCACUAAAUGGAACUUGAGCCAGCAAUCUGAGACGGCCAAUAACGAGGAAUGGGAUGAUAGCUUGCUAACUAAGGAGGAAGUAGAGGCAAGGUUGCAGAAAAAGGUUGAGGCAGUCAUGAAAAGAGAAGGAGCAAUGGCUUACGCAUACUCCAACCAGCUGUGGAAAGCUACUCCAAAAUCAGGUCAAACACCUAUAGCUGAUAUCCUGUCUGGACAAUUUCGGUGGUGGUGGAACUGGUUGGAACGUCAGCUCCCUCCGGUAGACCCUCCUGCAGGAACCAACGCGUUGAAAACUUUUCAGUUUACUCCUUCAAGACUAGAUUCAGAGCGAAAGCCAAGCCCCGUGCCCCAGUCAAGCAAUCAAAAGCCACAUCCUUUUCCAUUUGAUAACAAUCUUGACACACCAAAAUCGUCAAGGUCAACCAUUAAUCUCACAACAAUAAAACCAGCACGAACCCCGCCUUUGAUUAAUACGAGUAGGACUCCACAAGCAAACAGGUUUGGGAUAUCGAAGUACGCAAGAACACCUGGUGGUGGAGCUGAAUCCCCUUUUGGUUUUCCACUGAAGGAUGAUGACAGCCUCACAAGCUGCCCCCCAUUUUCAGUUCCAAACUACAUGGCUCCAACGGCGUCAGCCAAAGCGAAGGCACGAGCUAGUAGCAAUCCUAGGGAGAGAUCUGUGGGGACACCAAGUAGUGAGUCCAAGAGAAGGCUUUCCUUCCCUUUGGCACAAGGCAUUGGGUCUUUCAAGUGGAACGAAGCAUCUUUUUUCUCUAAUAACAAGGAUUCCAGCUCUGAAAGGAAUUUAGACAAGAACCAGUCUUUGCAAUCUCUAGGAAAUUCGAGCAUAGAUUCCACGGUUUCGAUGCCUGCAGGAGUUGGAAGGAAGCCAUUUAACGGAUUUGUGUGAUUCAUUUCCGUUUAUUUUUUCCAACUUUUCUUGUACUUGCCAUUCAUUGUGGUGUUGAUUUUGUUAUGAGUGGACUUGAGAGUUGCAAAACACUGAUGUAAAAUGAUAAAAAGAAAGGAAAUAAUAUGUGUGUCAUGUGCGUGUAUUAUAUAUCUGUAUAAUCAUGGUUUGGAUUAUUGGAUGUAGCAUGAUUUGAA
This is a messenger RNA of Malus domestica (apple), 1826 nucleotides long. RefSeq names its product protein IQ-DOMAIN 13-like. The record is from RefSeq and is a predicted model, not a curated record. Gene Ontology annotation, molecular function: protein binding. NCBI's taxonomy places the organism in Eukaryota, Viridiplantae, Streptophyta, Magnoliopsida, Rosales, Rosaceae.